Messenger RNA from Spizellomyces punctatus DAOM BR117, 2114 nucleotides. RefSeq lists its product as uncharacterized. The record is from RefSeq and is a predicted model, not a curated record. The transcript is spliced from 7 exons. Gene Ontology annotation, cellular component: plasma membrane. NCBI's taxonomy places the organism in Eukaryota, Fungi, Chytridiomycota, Chytridiomycetes, Spizellomycetales, Spizellomycetaceae. Bases 120 to 2018 code for a protein of 632 amino acids.
AGCUGGAUUCCUCAGGAGAGCGGCGAGGAAAGUUCUUCUCAUCCUGCCUUCUUCUUGACGUCCUCUUGUUCUGGGUCGUUGACGCCCAGUUCAUUACCUUUGAGAUUUAUCGCUUCAACAUGGCGCUUACAGUGACAACGGCCAAAUAUGUCCUCGUUCCCAUCAUUCUCGCAACUUUCAUUAUCUACUCGGGUUUCUGCUUGUAUCUACAUGUCACGCAAAUACCGGGUGUUUCGAUUACUUUGUCGAGCGAAAUACCAACUCUUCCUUACUUCGUGUUUGUUGUGCCGUAUGGAGCAGAUGUUGCCAAUAUUUUCAACCGGCGCGCUGCACAAGCGCAGCCGUUAUGGCAACCUUUUCUCGUAAUUGAUUCGCAAAAGGAACGGGCAUUGGGACCGAAUCAAGCGUCGACAUUUGGAGAGCCAUUAGUCAAUUGGUUCUCGCUUCAGAAUCGAAGCUUCGUCCAUAACACCGCGCCAUCCGAAGCGCUCCCCAAUGUUUCGACACUGUAUGUACUGGACCCUGAAGGUCGGAAAUGGAAACCGCCACACCUACAAUUUGUCGUGUCUCUGAAUAGAUCUAGGCUCUUCACUGAUCCAAAUGGAAGGCCCCCAGCGUCAGCUUUAUUGCAGAUGUCCCUCCUUGGCAGUAGACUCACAACGGAGCAGGAUUUUGGUCAAACGCGACCCAUCAACGUCUCCGCCCUUCCGGAGAAUUUCAAUGGCUUUACGGACCUUCGUGCAAGAGCGGCCCUGUCGAGAGAUAUCAAUCCGCUUGUCCAAGAGGGUUCCUGGGGCUAUGAGACAACGUACGGCAUUCGAGCUUAUGAAUACAAAUAUUUGAAUGGUUCGCACGAGAUAUUUUACGAGAUUGCAAAUGUUGGACAAUUUCAAAUGCCAUCUGCAGAUACAAUUGUCGUACGAGUCCUACUAUCGUCACAAUGGACGACUGUCUAUACCGAGUACCAAGCCAUUUCUUGGUCCCAAACAUUAUCAUCCAUCGCAACAAGUUUCCAGAUAUUAUUGUUGACCGGGUUAAUGUUCUUAUUUGGCCAAGGACGAUUUAGUCCUUACGGAUUGAUUCAUCGUCUCUUACCACAAUCAAGUAUGCCAACUUACGUUCCCCUCGGAACUGACGAAAUGUCCAGGUUUCGCUUUUUUGUUAACGAGUACCUAGACACCUCGGUCCUUGGUGCCGCUGCUGCGGGUCUAACUGGCAUGGUGCCGCCAUCCCGGAAACGACCACUUCCAGUGUCAGCUGUUUCGAUCCUGGCGGUUAUAUUUGCUACCACCGCUUUCAUCCUUUAUAUGCUGGCGCUUUUUGGUGGAAAUCGUGAUUUGUUUGUCAAGGAGGUGAAUUUUUUGACAAUCGCAAAUGAAACUGAGCCAGCCGAUACCCGCACAACUUUAGGGCUGGGACUAUGGGGCUACUGUCGAAUCACACGACAUACAUACCAAUGUUCUUCUGAGGUCCCCAUGUUCUCCUCGUUCAAUUUCAAUUCCACAGUGGUAAACCAAGAUGCCUACCCAAAGAAAAUGAAUGCGAUUGACUUUGUGCUCCUCCUGGGUGCUAGCGUUUUCAUGGCCAUCGCGGUCUUCAGCCGUAUCGUUUCCUUUUGGCUUCGGUCGCUUAACGGAACAUCGGACGUUGUUGCUCCGUCGACCAGCAUGGUCGCUCUUUUGAGCGGGUUUGUUGCAUUUGCGACACUGAUAAGUUAUUAUAACUCUAUCAAACGAAAUGUGGAGGAGUGGGGGAACGGAUGGAGAGGGAGGUUGGGAAUCGGUGUUACGAUUGUGGGAUUGGCCGUCUUGUUCAACAUGGUCGCAUGCGCAUUACUGAUGUGGGAAUUAAAGAUCAUGAGACAGAAGGAAAAUGAUAUGGAAAUGUGGAAGCGAUCGUCGUACGGGUUAGAUCCCAGCGUGGUGGGGCACAAUGACGGUAGAAAGAGCGCAGAUGCAGUAACAUUGGCUGAAAUGCAAGAGGACGGAGAGGACGAGGAGUUUCCUAAAAGGCGAUAAAGCGUUGCUAACCUUAGAUUGUACUGUGGUGGUUCUACUUUCUUCACCGAAUUAUUUUGUAUAUGAAAAAUUUAUCUGCAUAUAUACCCCCCCCCC